Cordyceps fumosorosea ARSEF 2679 is the source of this 6792-nucleotide messenger RNA. RefSeq lists its product as hypothetical. NCBI's taxonomy places the organism in Eukaryota, Fungi, Ascomycota, Sordariomycetes, Hypocreales, Cordycipitaceae. The coding region runs from base 1 to 6792 and encodes 2263 amino acids. The record is from RefSeq and is a predicted model, not a curated record. The transcript is spliced from 3 exons.
AUGGAUCAGGGCUCUUACAGCAGGCCUGACGGUCGUGGCCAUCCGACUCUCUCCGCUUCCUCGGCCGCCAACAACAACUACCAGGUCAAUGUCAGUCGCCAAAAGACCAAGAAAUGGGUCGAGGCCAAAUCGCAAAACUAUGACGGCGACGACUGGGGCGCCGACGAGUUUGACGACGAGGAACCAGAGCCGCAGCUACCUCUGUCGCCUCGCGGCGGCCCUCACUAUGGCGUCGCCCAAGGCGCUUCUGAUGUGCCGUCCCUGCAUAUUCAAACAAACCCGCCGUCGCAGCUGCCUCAGCAGCACCAGCCGUAUCCGCCGCCGCAAUCGCGACCCCCUCCUCCCGCGAACACGCAGACUCAGCAUGAGUCCAAUAACCCCUUGCAAGUACACCCGAGCUCUUCUGCACCGCAGUCUUCUGCACCGCAGUCCGCUGGCGGCUUCCAACCCCAGAGUGCUUCUUCGACAUACCCUCUGUCGCCUCGCUCGCCACCAGACAGCCUACCCUCAACCACCCCGCAAGCCGCCUCCACGAGCAAACCCCUCCCCUUUGUCCGGCCCUCGGAUAUUUAUCGACGGAUGGAGGAGGAGAAGAGUCGCGGAUCCUCUGAAAGCUCGCGCCCAAGUGCCGAAAUUGCAUCCAACGUAUCCAAGCAGAGCUCGGUUUCACCUGCAAGAACAGCUGCCGAGCCCGUCAAGCCUCAACCUCCAGCUGCUCUGUUGCCCGCGCCGCGCACUGAUAGCUAUAACUCUGUCUAUCAGGACUUGACAAAGCCUCGCGCAAGCCAUGCACCGCAGCAGCCCGCCGUAACCUCUCCACCAAGAGCAGGAGCGCCUGCACCGCCGUUUGCGACGCCCGACGCCAAUUCAUCCCUCGAUACAGUUAAAGAAGAGACAAAGCGCCUAUCUACGAGCCCCAAACUUCCAGAUCUCGCUCGCAUGUCUGUCUUCGGCGCCGACUUUUUUUCCAGUGGAUUUUCAUCGCUGUCAUCAGAGCAGAUCUCUGAGCAAAAGAUCCCCGAGGUACCCAAGGUGGCACCAGAAUUAAAAGUGGAUAAUCCUGCAGCACAUCAGCCGAACCCAUCUCUUGCAGACGCUCCGAAGGCCUCCGUGGAAAAGACCCUCUCCGCUUCAGCUCUUCCAGUCGUCAUGGAGGAUGCAUCUAUCAAGCACGAAGACGUCGAAACGACCGUAAAUCAGCCUCCGUCUAGCGCAACUACAGCUCCCGAGUCGCGGGAACCGGCCAUGCCAACGGAAUCCAAGCUAUCGGAUUCCAGCAAACAGGCGGCGACAAGAUCAUCCAUUGACACCACGCGUUCGGUUCCCUCGGCGUCAGAUAUUACUCCGACAAAGCCUCUGAAUGUACGCAAAGAGGACAGCCCGGUGCGAUCGUUCGAACCCCCACCAGCUCUUCAGCGCGAGCCGACGUUUGGUACAGAUACAUCUUCCCCCGUCAAGGAGAGCGAUAUGUUGCGAGAUGAAAUCAUCAAGACACUCAGCUCCCCAACUCAGCCCAGCAGAGAGGCAGCUGAGGCCGGAGCAGCUGACGGCGGAAGAAAGGGUUCGCAGGGCCGUACCCGGGACAGCACCUAUACUCUUACAGACUACGAUAGCUACUGGGCUGAUGCGGAUACCGCGCCCACGGCUCCCCCUCCACCGCCCAAGACGAUAUCCAUCGUACCGGAUGAAGCUAUAGAAACUACUGCGGUUGCAUCACGAGGCCCUGCUUCUGCUACCACAGAGUCUUCGGAAGAGAAGCCGAAAGUUACACCACCAGCCUCACACGAAGGUGUUGCUGCCCAAGCCGCACAUCAAGUGUCGACCGGCGCGGCUUCGGCAGCUCCUGCUGUUGUCUCUCCGAUUCCUCAGUCCGCCUCUCCGCAGCGGCCUGCAGAAGCCUCGAUUGUGUCUCCCGUUAGCACAGAUCUUCGGCGCAGAUUUUCGUGGGAAGCAGAGUAUGCAUCUAAGCCGUCACCUACGGCAGUAGAUGCUUCCGCGGCGACCGCAGCGCCGCCACCCGGGCCGGCUCCCAGCGACCCCAAACCACAACCUGAACCCGUGCCUGCCCAAGAUAGAGAGCCUGGUUCUUCUCCUGCCAAUGUCGCUACACUCCCAGCCGUCGCAGCUACGGACAGUGCCUCGCCAGUAUCAAAGCGUCUUUCGCUUGCAGACGAGAAGGCCCUUUCCACAACCACCUCGAACGAGGUUUCCGCCCCUGUCGAUGAGCACCCCGCACUAAGACUGUCUGAACCAGCACCGGCGCCAGCCUUGAGCAUGCCGAGAACCUCCAGCGCAACUGUGACUCCCUUCAAAGACAUAAUGGGCUUGAGCAACUCUUCUGAUCGAGUCGCCAAGUUCAACGAGACUAGAGUCACCUUUGCCGUCAUGGACGUUGGGCUUGACAGGUGGCUCACAUCACUUCACCAGGACCACCCGGAAUACCACUCCAAAAGCUUCAACUCGUAUCAGCCAUCUUCAACUUCCCCGACCGGAGCUCCGCAAGGAGCCUACCCCCCGGCACAACAGCCCUAUUAUCAGCAGUACUUGAACGCGAGCACCCCUAGCAGUGGGCCGUCGCCGGGUCGCCGCAUCGGCGGCAUUCCUGUGCCGUCCAAUGUAGGCGGCAGCACCUUCGGCCAUUCUGGAAACCAAAUCGGAACCAAGAGCAAGGAGCUUAUGCAUUCAGCGGGUAAAAUGGGCAAAGGACUUUUCAGCAAGGGCAAGAAUAAAUUGCGCGGGGACAAGGGCGAUGCGCACCCACCACAGCAGACAAAGGCCAAGCAUGAGCGUUCAGGCUCCUGGGCCGUUCUCAGCAGCAAACUACGUACCGAACUUUCUUCCUCGAAGGAGCACGAGCAUCCGCAUCAACACUCUCAGCAAUUUCACGACGAGUACUCGGCUGCGCCAAGACCCAGCAUGACCAUUGCGCCGCAGAUUCCAGUGCCUGAGCCUGUCUCACCGCUGCUACGUGAGGCUUCUCCAGACAAGUCCCUCCCGCCGACUCAGACUUCAGCUCAGCCAGCGAUCCCUGGCAGCCACUCCAGCAGCAUCUCUGCCGCAUCUCCGUUGGCCUCCUCUAUCCCUCCAUCCAGCCAGAUUCGCAUUGUUCCGUCCGAAACUGCACAUGAUCAUGGUAACCUGAGGUCUCCCAUCCAGGCGCCCCCCGUGGCCGAGGACAGCGGAGUGGGCAUGCUGGCCCAGCCAGAUGAGUCGGGCGAUGCCCCUAAAAGACAGUCUUCCUUUGUUGGCCUGCCCCCAAUUCGCAGAUCUUCGACCUUUGGUCUCAAGUCCAAGGCCCGUCGCGCCGCCGAACGCUUUCCGCUAGACGAAGAAGAUGGCAACGGCGUUCCUGAUCUUCCUACGGACGACGUGUUGGAACAUCCCCCAAGUCAAUCUGAUAUUCCUCGGCAGCCGCAUGGCGAGCAUACGGGCGCUCCACAUGUAGGCUCAACUUCCCAGAUUUAUCACAAAGAGGGCGCCACGACGCAGCAUCAACCGGUCACCGCUGAACACUCUCAUCAGACGCCUGCACGACAACCUACCACGGCGCCUCCGCAGCCCCAGCCUAUCCGCCCGCUUGUACACCCACCUCUAAUGAUGUACCCUGGGCAAUCAGGGCCCUGGAGACUUGAAGAGAGCCACCUGGCGGAGCCCCUGCAUCAGGCGAAGAACCGUUCCUGCCACAGUCCCAUAUCUCCAUCCAUGAAUUAUGACUUCGACAAGGAAACUGAACACUCGGCGAUGAUGCCGCCACCGCCGCUACCCUCAGGUAAUGCGCGAUCGCGCAACACAGACGUUCCACCCUCAUCUGCUCAGCGCUACCCCGGCCUCUUUGCGCCUCGACCUGACGAGGAGCCUUUACAACGCCCGAUCUCGCAGGUAUACUACGAAGAGAAGGUGAAUCCGCGCCACAGUGGCAACGAGUACUCCAUUCCUGGCGUCGGCCCGCCCACGGAAGAGAGAGGCCGCGCCAAGCGAAACUCGGGCAUGUUUAAGGAAAUUGGUGAUAAGAUUGCGCGCGCUACCUCACGCGACCGAAGAAACUCGUUUGUGGAGAGUCGGCCUCCCGCCGAUUCGCGUGCUGAUGGAGCUUCUGAAUCGAGUGUUGGUACGGAGGAGAUACAGGACCGCAGGAAGCGCCGAUCCAGCUUCUUCAAUGCGCUUACCGGUCGCGCGUCUAUGGACCCGGGACCUCAACAUGACCUUUCUGCUCUUGAGCGGUCUCAAACUGAAAGCCUUCCCCUGUCUUCGACAGGGGAUCUUGGCUCUGCCCGAAAGCGCUCGAUGCUCGCUAGUGUCGUGACUGGCUUUGGUGGAAACAAGACCAGCACGCCGAACGCUGCCACAUCGGGUCUUGCAAGCCCGGUAGGAGACGAUGAGCCUCCGUCAACGCCCAAGAAGAAGCGCUUUUCUGGUAUUGCCAAGGCCUUUCAGCGACCCAAUCAGGAGCGCCCUUCUUCUGGCAUGUCGAAUGCAUCCGAGCACAGCCGCCGGGCCUCGUUCUCUAACCUGCUCUCCACUUUGACUGGCAGCAAGAGCCAGCUAUCCGAGCAGUCGCACGCUGUGGCGGCUCCGAGUGUAGGAGGCGUUCCUUCCAAUGAUCUGCCCCAGAAUGUUCCUCCCGCUCCCCAUCAGAUCCACCCUGCAGAUGGCUUCCCAGCAGCAAAGCGCGACAGUGUUUCCGCUCCUAGCCCACACGACCAGCGCCUAGACCAGAUGAAGCCGCUCUUUACCGCGGAUGAAAACAAAUGGGGCAUCGAGCGUCCUCCUACGUCUACAACAGUCACGGCCAACGAGGCCAAGGCUGACACUGGCCAAUCUCCCACCAGCACCAACCUACCUCUACGAUCUGUCGAUCCAAGUGCCCAGAGUCAUAAUCCUACUGCUCCAUCCGAAAUAUCGGAUUCAGAAACGGAUGUCACCGAGAAUGCUCGCAAACCGUCCGAUGUCACGCCCUCAGUCACAUCUGGCGGCGACGUAGAGAGUGCCGACGCCAACGUCAGCCAGAUUACGCCUACCAUUGUCACAGAUGUACCACGGCAGGGGGAGCAGCAGCAGACCCCUACCGCCCAAUACCCGAAUAGUCCCGGCGGCUACUUUAUCCACAACAGGAUGCAGAGUUCGGCUCCUCUCUCUGCAGGCUCUCAAGGAUAUCCUCAGGGGCAGCUCAUGCAGCCCCAGCAAGAUCCUCAUCGCUCGCUGGCACCGGCAGGCGGGGAAUAUGGUCAGGGAAUGAGCCGGCCUGCACCCGGACCGCAGUACAGCCAGUAUGUCCAGCAGCCUACGCCACAGCUCAAUCAUUACCAGCAACAGCCACAGCAGUAUACUCAGCCUGUAUUUGACCAGCCUGCAUCACGUGCUGAGCAAGGGAGUGCAUCACCCAAGGGGUGGAAGGGCCUCAAGACGCGAAUGGCUGGUCAGAUGGCCAGCAUGAGCCAGUCCUCCCCGAACAGCAAGAACCAGAGCAAGGGAGACUCCCCGACGAGCGACAAGCUUAGAGGUGCAUUCAAGCGGUUGUCGAAGCAGCAGGGUACACCGGACACCCAGCAGCAAGGAGGAGAGCAAGCACCAGGCUCCCGUGGGUUCGCAGGGAGGGCAGGACAACAGCCCCAUCAACAGAUGCAGCCCCAGCACAGGCAACCCCAGUACAUGCAACCCCAGCACAUGCCGCCUCGACAGAUGACGAUGGGUCAAAGACCUUAUCAAGAACCUUACUCCCAGCAAGGCGCCUCUCAGCAACAGACAUCCAUGAAUGCGCCGCAGCAAUCGCAUCUUAACCAUCAGCAGCAUUCGUACGCUGCUGUUCCGAUCCCCCAGGGCUACACAACCAUUCGAGGCCAGGGCUACGCGCAAGUCCCUACAGCGUACGCUUCUACACGCCAGCAUCCUCAAUACCAAUCGCCAAAUGCGCAGCAACAAAGCUUCGCGGGCCACGACCAGACUUCCCCUAUUGCUGGUAGCUACCAGCAGAGUAAUGGACAUGCCUCAGGCCCAGGUCAGCCUCAGUCUGCCGUGACGGAGCCGCAGCCUCGCGCGCCUGUCUCUCAGCAGCCUUUCGCAAAUACAAGUGAUGCUCUCAGCCCAAUAUCCACGACGCAGCACAGUGGCAGCAUGACUUUCAGCCCUUCUUCUGACGAGCUUCGCAGUCCUCGCGUGGCCCUUACUGAGGAAGCGCUGGCACAGCAGAAUGCUCGCAAGGACCUGCAAGCUCCUCACCUUCGCCCAGAUGAGAACCAGACAGGCCUUGGACCUUCGAACAGCAACCGCGUGAGCCAAGUCUCCGUGGACAGCCGCAGACACGGGCCUUCCCCCAAGUCUGAGCCGUCGCCUGUCGCUAGCUACAAGCAGCUGCAAACCGGAAGGACUUCAUCAGCCUCCCCAGUCAGGGAGCGACUCGUUUCCGCAGCCAGCAUUUCACCUCCUGCGGGCUCCGGCUCUGACGUUGUCAGCCCCAUCAUGACCGCGACUCGCGCCGAGACCAGCACACCUGCCGCAGCCCCUCUUGUUAGAGACCUGACGGGUGACAGCAGGGGCCAGGUCUCGGACGAUUCCUUGGAGAAAAAAGGCAAGCUAGACAAGACGAUAGCGACCACGGUCAGGCCCGCGACAGAGCACGUCGUAGAGCUCGAGGACACGGCGGAGGCGCGCCAGCGUACGCUCCGACUAGACGCGCAAGAGGAGAAGAUUGCAUACGACCCAGAAGAAGAGAACCCGAAGAUGGCGGCGACGAGCUAUCCCGGCCAAGAAUGGAAUCCGUAUGGUGAGCCAGGGUUUAGUGAAUGGCAUGAGUAG